AUGGCGUGCAAAAGAAAAGUCAUCAACAAAGAUUUGCGUCACUACUUGAGCCUGCAGUUCCAGAAAGGCUCAGUAGACCAUAAACUGCAGCAAGUGAUCAGAGACAAUCUCUAUUUGAGAACCAUUCCAUGCACUACAAGGGCUCCCAGGGAUGGGGAGGUCCCUGGGGUGGACUAUAAUUUUAUUCCUGUUGAACAAUUCAAAGCACUGGAAGAAAGUGGAGCCUUGCUGGAAAGUGGAACAUAUGAUGGUAAUUUCUAUGGUACUCCAAAGCCUCCAGCAGAGCCCAGUCCCUUUCAGCCUGAUCCAGUGGAUCAAGUUCUUUUUGACAAUGAUUUUGACACUGAAUCACAGAGGAAAAGAACCACAUCAGUCAGCAAAAUGCAAAGGAUUGACAGUUCUCUUCCUGAAGAAGAGGAAGAGGAGGAAAAGGAAGCCGUAAAUGGCAGUGGAGGGAUAGAAAACAAAGAAAAACAUUCCGAUCCUUCUGACUGGAUGAAACCUGUGCCCAGUUACAACCAGACAAGCAGCUCCAUGGAUUUCAGAAACUAUUUGUCAAGGGAUGAGACCCUGGAACCUCUACCCAAGAACUGGGAAAUGGCCUACACAGACACGGGCAUGAUCUACUUCAUAGACCAUAACACCAAGACAACUACGUGGCUUGAUCCUCGGCUCUGCAAGAAAGCCAAAGCUCCUGAAGACUGUGAAGAUGGAGAACUUCCUUAUGGAUGGGAAAAAAUAGAAGACCCUCAAUAUGGAACAUACUAUGUUGACCAUAUUAACCAGAAAACUCAGUUUGAAAACCCAGUGUUGGAAGCCAAAAGAAAAAAACAGCUAGGACAAACUGAUGUUGGCCCUUCAAAAUCAGGAGCAGAGAAGUCUCUCUUCACUAGAGAUCCAGCCCAGCUUACUGGAGCCCUCAUACGGACAUCCCUGAAGAAAAGUACAAUGGGAUUUGGCUUUACGAUCAUCGGAGGGGACCGACCUGAUGAGUUUCUGCAGGUGAAGAAUGUGUUAAAAGAUGGUCCUGCUGCACAGGAUGGGAAAAUUGCCCCAGGUGAUGUAAUUGUCGACAUAAAUGGAAAUUGUGUCCUUGGCCAUACCCAUGCAGAUGUUGUCCAGAUGUUUCAACUAGUUCCUGUGAACCAAUAUGCGACCAUGACUUUGUGUCGUGGUUACCCUCUUCCUGAGGACAAUGAAGACUCUGUUGUAGAUAUAGUGACAGCUACACCUCUUAUCAAUGGACCGCCUGUGGCCAAAGGAGAUGUUUGCAUGCCCAGUCAAGAGUUAAUACCAGGCACAGUUGUACUGGACCAGAACGGAAAGCCAGGCCCUAUGUUAGUCAACGGUCGUCUGAACGGCCCUUCCGUGGACACAAACGAGCAGAGAGUCUCUGUGGCAUCUUCAGGAGGAUCUCAAGCAGAGCUGGUCACCAUUCCUCUCGUCAAAGGUCCUAAAGGCUUUGGGUUUGCCAUUGCAGACAGUCCUACAGGACAGAAGGUGAAAAUGAUUUUAGACAGCCAGUGGUGCCAAGGCCUUCAGAAAGGAGAUGUAAUCAAAGAGAUUUGUCAUCAGAACGUACAGAACUUGACACAUCUGCAGGUGGUAGAGGUGCUGAAGCAAUUUCCAGUAGGAACAGAGGUGCCACUGCUUAUCUUAAGAGGAGGUCCUCCUUCACCUACUAAAACUGCCAAAGUGAAAGAUAAACAAGACAAUUCAGGGAGUCUAGAAGCUCUCAGCGAUCCCAUCCCACAGCCUAUGCCUUUUCCACCCGCUGCUGUAAGAUCAGGCUCUCCUAAGCUAGACCCUUCAGAAGUCUACUUGAAGUCUAAGACUAUAUAUGAGGACAAGCCUCCAAACACAAGAGAUUUGGAUGUUUUCCUGCGGAAACAAGAGUCAGGCUUUGGUUUCCGGGUGCUUGGAGGCGAUGGCCCAGAUCAACCAAUUUAUAUUGGAGCCAUAAUCCCAUUGGGAGCAGCAGAAAAAGACGGCAGGCUUCGAGCUGCUGAUGAACUGAUGUGCAUUGAUGGAGUGCCUGUUAAAGGGAAAUCACACAAACAAGUUUUGGACUUAAUGACCAGCGCUGCACGAAAUGGUCAAGUGCUGCUCACAGUCCGGAGGAAGAUCUUCUUUGGUGGAGAAAAGCAACCAGAGGAGGAAGAGUCACAGUCUAUCUCAGGCCCAAAUGGGUCUCCCCGACUGAAUAGGUUGGAGUUUGCAAGCCAGCAGUCCUCAGAGGUCUAUGAUGUCCGUCUACAGCGAAAGGAAAAUGAAGGAUUUGGCUUCGUCAUUCUCACCUCAAAAAAUAAACCUCCACCUGGCGUGAUUCCUCACAAGAUUGGCCGUGUUAUAGAGGGCAGCCCAGCUGAGCAGUGUGGGAAGCUGAAGGUGGGAGACCGCAUCUCGGCAGUGAACGGUCAAUCCAUCGUCGAGCUCUCACAUGACAACAUAGUGCAGCUGAUCAAAGACGCAGGCAACGUGGUCACUCUGACUGUCGUUGCUGAGGAAGAACAUUGUGGUCCUCCAUCAGGAACAAACUCUGCCAAGCAGAGUCCAGCUCCGCAGCACAGACCUCUGGGAUCAGCACAGAGCAACCCUCCCGGUGCAGACAGGGCCACCACAGAAGGUGAAGCUGGAAAAGAAGUAUCAAAUACUUACAGGCUUUCAUGGCCCGAGCAUAAGCACUUGUCACAGUCUGAGGGGGCUGUUGCUUCAACAGCUGGAAGCCGUCACCCCCAGAAUCCUGGCUGCUAUCCAGUAGAAUUGGAAAGAGGUCCUCGAGGGUUUGGGUUCAGCCUUCGUGGAGGAAAGGAGUACAACAUGGGCUUAUUCAUCCUUCGACUUGCUGAAGAGGGGCCAGCAAUCAAGGAUGGGAGAAUACAUGUUGGUGACCAAAUUGUUGAAAUAAACGGAGAACCCACCCAAGGAAUCACUCACACACGAGCCAUUGAGCUGAUUCAGGCUGGUGGGAAUAAAGUUUUGCUGCUGCUGAGACCAGGGACUGGCUUGAUUCCAGAUCACAGUGAUUGGGAUAAUUAUAAUCCAUCUUCAUCAAAUGUAAUAUAUGAAGAACCAUCACCAAUAUCUUCAUCUUCACAGUCUGCUUCCCCAUCUGAAGUGUGUUAUUUACCAACAUCAGAAGAAGCUUUAAUGAAAGUUCAGCUGUCUGAGAAACUGGAACAAGCCAAGAACACUGUGCUUGAAAAGAUAAGCACUUUAUCUGAAAUCCCGUCUGAGAUUAAGCCUAUGUCUUCUCCGCAGAGAACAAAGAGCAGAUGGGGUCAUCCCUCCAGUCCUGGGUUGGAAAUGACAAAAAGAGAGACAUGUGCAAGUCCAGAAAGGUUCGGGACAUCUGAGGGACGACAUCAGACUGGAUUUCACAGCCCUGGACAGGGUGACCUUGGAAAGCUCCCUGGCAAUCCCGCACAGAAAUCUGACAGUUCCAGAAGAGGUGAGGGCAAACCCACAUGUGCAGGGCUGAACAGCAGCAGCGAGACAGAAUAUUCCAGAGCAAACCAAGGCAGGGGUGCCAGUCCCCAGAAGUAUCUUGGUAAACAAGGAACCACAGAAACGUCAGCAAAGUUGCAAGAGAAUCAGGAUAGAACAACUGAGGGUGACAUUAAGACUGCUGAGCAGUUGAAAAGUGGAAGUGGUAAAAUAGGAGUCACAAGGAAAGAUGCAAACCAGGAAAGUUCUGGAAUGAAGGAAGGGUGGCUGCUGGAGAGAAAAUACCCAGCAUUUGAAAAUACUCUUCCAUUCAGUAAGGCCAGUGAUGCUAGGACAAAAUCCUCUGAAGAUGAAAAAAUAAAGAAGUCAAACUCUGGAGAGCCAAGUUUCAGCAAAUUCAAAACUUCAAGUCUUUCCAAUAUUCCACUGCUUUCCAUGGAGAAGCAAAGGUGGCUGGAACCCCCAGAGACUGUUACUUUAAACAGGCAACACAGACACACACACAUGGGGCCACUUGAUGAAACCAAAGAUGAUGGAGUCUCGAAAUCAGAGAACAGUUCACCAGUUAAGAGAGCACCAAUAACACCUGGACCUUGGAAGGUACCAAGUGCAUGUAAAGUCACCAAAACAGCAAGCGUGGCUGAAAAACGGAAACUGUUUAGAGGCUGGAAAAUAAUCUGAUUUAUUCUUAAAUUAUCUAAGCUGCAUGAAGGAACUUUGGAUUGCUUAAAUGAAACUCCUCCAUAAGCUGCUUCCCCCUUGUCCCUUCGGAGGCGGUGUCUGCUGCUCCCAACGUUGCACUGCUACAACAUUCCCAGAUAGUAUUGUGAGGGUCUGAACAAAAUUAUUUAAUGCCUAUUUUGCCAGUGUGAUCAUGACUCACUUGUUCUUGUGCCAAGUUACCUACUGUAUCCAGUCAAUCUAAUCCUUCUCAUAUGUAAUCCAGUCACAGAAAAGACAAGGUUUUAUUUAAAAUGGAUAUUUUCUCAAGAGCAUGUUGCAUGUUUACAUAAGGAAAUACCCAUGUUUUUACUGCUUCUGUAAGAAGAUGGGUGGGUUGGUUUUAUCAAUUCUAGGGCAGCAAUGAGCCACUAAUGCUGUUCCAAAAGAUAUGUUUG
Messenger RNA from Tinamus guttatus (white-throated tinamou), 4565 nucleotides. The record is from RefSeq and is a predicted model, not a curated record. Lineage: Eukaryota; Metazoa; Chordata; Aves; Tinamiformes; Tinamidae.